AAAAUAAGCUUAAAAUUACUUUUGUAACAUCUCGAGCCUCGUUUCCCCCUCACUGAAACAAACAUGUUCGGUGAACAAGCGACCCAAUGGUUUCCUCACGGAAUACCUGAAUCGAAUUUCGGACUCGCUCCUUCACAAGGUCAAUACGACAAUAAGAUUCUUCACGACCAAUACCCAUACCAGAGCGAACCAAAUCCAUCGAGCUAUCCACCAGACAUUAUCGCUCCCGGUCUGGGGUCAUUUGGCAUGUUCCAACCAAGUGCCUACCCACAACAGCAGCUGCAGAAUUUCUCGUCGGAUAAGCAGACUCCUGAGCCAUCGAUCGAGCCCCUUUCAGUUUCUCCCAAGUCGCUCAGUUUUUACGGCCCACAAAUGACCGGACCCCUUACUCCGACCGUUUGCCGUGCGCCACACUUCAGCCAACUGAUUGAUUCAGAAAUCCCCAAAAACAGCUUCGGUUUAAUGGGAUACUGCUCUCCGAAUCCAACUACAAAAUGUGAGCAAAUUGAGAGCGCAAAUUUGGAAUACCAGAAUGCAAUAGGUUAUCAAAUAAACAACGAAAAUGUUGGGCACAGAAAAGAACAGAUCAACUAUGUCUUCAGCCAAAAUUUUCAAUCCGAUUUCGGUAGUAACAUGACUGCAGUAAACCCUCCUGCCACCGUUGGAAGCUCUCAGCUUGACCAACUUGGUUUACUGGGUCCUGAUAUCAACAACUUCCUCGACUCAUUCUUCAAGGACCCUGGGUCAAUGCCGAUUGACCCAACGAGAGAAACUUCUGUGCCCGGUUUGAAACUCCCAAAUGUGAACUCCGCAAAUGAAGUUGGGCUUAACUCACCAAAAAGAAAUCACAUUGGUGUAAAUACUUAUCAGAGGUCAGAUAAAGAUUAUCAAACUGGGGUCUUGAAACCACUUCAAAAUAUAACGCAACAAGCUUCAGACAAGGUUUUGGUUCCACUGCAGAACGUAGCUUACGAGAAGGAAGCCAAACCGGUUUAUAAAGAGCAUUCCACGUACCUCCAUAGCGGUACGCCCGAGAUUCUAGAACUUCCGAGAAUUGCUCGCAAUCCUCCAAAACACUUCUCCGGCGGCUCUGGAACUGGUCAAGUUCAAAAACGCAAGCUUUCAGUGGAGGAAGCCGACCAAAGAUUCAUCUCUUGCCGCACCAUCAAAACUACUCGUCGGGUGGUCACAGGUGGUAAAAAUUCUCGAGGAACCUCAACAUAUUGUCCUUUGAUCACAGUAUCAAUUCCCUCAGUGCCUUGGAUUCCAGAAGUUAAUUCCGGACCAAAAACAAACUCAAAAAAUUCCAGCUUCCGUCGUAGUAAACUAGGUCAGGCUCUCAGAAAGAAGGCCAAAAUAGAAAAACAUUAAAAUUCCAUAUAAACCGUACACUUCUGGGAGAAAACCCUAGGAAAUAGGGGCCGAAGAAUUUUACCUCCCAG
This is a messenger RNA of Puccinia graminis f. sp. tritici CRL 75-36-700-3, 1442 nucleotides long. RefSeq lists its product as uncharacterized. Bases 64 to 1371 code for a protein of 435 amino acids. The record is from RefSeq and is a predicted model, not a curated record. Lineage: Eukaryota; Fungi; Basidiomycota; Pucciniomycetes; Pucciniales; Pucciniaceae. The transcript is spliced from 3 exons.